AUGGCAGCAUCAGGUAUACCAGGUGAACAAGUUGAACCUCGUCAAACUCUCCCUACGGAGGAUAUGGAACCUGAUCCUAGUAAAAGUAUUCCACUUCCUCCUAAUCGACAAAAAUUGAUAGAUGAUGUGAUCGCUUUGUAUAGUUGUCAAUGGACUGUAGAGAGGAUAGCUAGGUAUGCUCCUGCUUGCGUAUAUGACGAUCAAUUCGUUUAUGCCAAUGAUCGUUACAAGAUGGCCGGACAAUGGGUAGGAUUGGAGAAGAUCUUCCCAAAGUCGGAGAAUCUUGGUUACGAGAUCCGCUGGUCCUUCUACCUCAUCCCGAAACAAGCAACGAUCAACGCUCUGGUCAGUCUUGUACUCGACCCAGCCACGAAAGAUUCCGACUUUCCUCUGAUCCUUUACCACAAGGACCAAGCCAAUGAGAAAGAUUAUUCGCACGAAGGGUUCGGGUUCAAGUUCAAAAAGAUCCAAGCGGAUAUCGUGUCGAAGCUCAUGUCGUCCAAAGAGGUAAAAUGGUUCAAGGACGAUGAACGAGCGGCCAAAGAGCCAGUGAAAAAGUAUGGAAGUGGGACCAAUGAAGCGCCAUUGGCUGAGCAUGUUUGA
Messenger RNA from Tremella mesenterica DSM 1558, 603 nucleotides. RefSeq lists its product as uncharacterized. NCBI's taxonomy places the organism in Eukaryota, Fungi, Basidiomycota, Tremellomycetes, Tremellales, Tremellaceae. The coding region runs from base 1 to 603 and encodes 200 amino acids. The transcript has 7 exons. The record is from RefSeq and is a predicted model, not a curated record.